Molecule: messenger RNA, 1827 nt
Organism: Fulvia fulva
Lineage: Eukaryota; Fungi; Ascomycota; Dothideomycetes; Mycosphaerellales; Mycosphaerellaceae
Product: TNF receptor-associated factor 5
Exons: 3
Coding region: 1-1827 (608 amino acids)
Molecular function (GO): zinc ion binding
Source: RefSeq, a predicted model, not a curated record
AUGUCACGCUCUCCAUCCAACUUCUUUCGGAGUAAUCGCAACAGCGCUUCGAACCCUUCGCCCUGGUCACUGCACCGGAGAGGGAGCUCGACAAACGAUGUCCUGGCCGUCAAUCCAUAUGAAACCGAACGAAGCGCGUCGGUCCAGCGCAGCCACUCCAGCACACGCCAGGCCGAUGGCACAGCUUCCGGCACUACAACAUUGACUCGUGGAAUGGAGCGACUCGAAAAGCGCAGGACGAUGGAAGAGCGCAAUUUCUUACAGGCCAAGGCACGAUCACAGAACCUCAACCCACCGGUCGAUUUGCGAAUGCUGGACUAUGUCACCGAAUAUGAUGACAAUUUGAUGUGCCCUAUAUGUCGCUGCCCUUUCGUGGAUCCGGUUGUUCUUAAUGAAUGUGAUCAUUGCUUCUGCCGAGACUGCAUACGCCAAACCUGGACAACAAACACCAACUACAACCCACUAGGCCCACGAGGUGACUGCCCUACCUGCCGCACUCCAGCAAAGCUCGGACCUCGAUCAUCCACUAGCAAGAUCCUCGGUAACAUCCUGGACGAUCUGCUUGUGAAAUGUCCCAAGGCCGACCAUGGUUGCAAAUCGCAGGUCAAGCGCGGGGAAGUGCAAGACCACAUGUCGAUAUACUGUGGCUACGCCAUGGUCGAGUGUCCGACUGAGCAGUGUGAAUUGCCUGUCCAACGGCAGUAUGCUAAGCAAGGAUGCCUUCACUAUGGCGUGAGCUGCCUGGCCUGCCGGGAGGAUAUGCUGAGGUGCCACCUCGAAACACAUUGGCGAAGCAAAUGUGUCGAUCGGCAGAUACGAUGCGACCAAUGCAAGGCCAAGAUCUUCUUUAAGGAGCUGACCGAGCAUAAUACACGGCUGUGUCCUGCUAUCAGCAUACCCUGUCCCGGCGCCUCUCUAGGAUGUAACACUCGCAGCAAAAGACGAGAAGCCGAAUUUCAUGCGAAGAGCUGCACGUUGGCAAAGUUGGCGCCUGUUUUGUCUGCACAGCAGCAGAGGCUUGAUGACCAAGAAGCUGCUCAGAGGCAGAUGAAUCGUAAGCUUGAGGUCUUGGAAGGUGGAUUUGGACGAAUGCACAGUAUUCUAUACCCGAGAGCCGACGAUCCAGAUCAGAACAGCGCGAUACCCAGCCAGAUUCCGCUCAUCGAAAAUCACGGCCUACACGACACUGCUCUACCUGCAGAUGGCGAAAGUCCACCUGUAAUUGAUCCCGCAGAACUGGGCCUAGACGCCAACGGCAAUGCUCUACCAUCUCCGGUCGAGCAACGUAGAAGGUUUUCUGAAGCUACGAGGCCACCAUUUAACAGAGCACUACCUGCCAUUCCUGGUCCACGUUCUGGCAACCUACCGGAGCCCUUCAGCCCGGACUUUGACCUUGCUUCGCCAUUUCCGCCUCCAGCCACAAAUGGAGGGCCAUACGCAUCGCCCUUGCACCACAUGCUAUCCAUGCACGAGUCACUUCGUGACGAAAUGUCAAGACUGAACACGGCUCUGCAGGAGCUCGAUGGGCGACAUUCUAUGCAGAUUCUGAAUGAAAACAUGCGGACACGUGAGGAGAUCACUUAUAUGGGCGCCCAGGUCGCGGGGCUAAGUCGGCAAGUGCACUGGCUGACCUCUACACAACUGCAAAGGCAAAGUCAGGGCUCGACGCCUGGCGCUGCUGGACCUAGUGAUGUUGCAACUGCUGGCUCUAGCGUUGAAGCUGCUAUCAACAACGCUGUCAGAGGCGCGGCAAGGAUCGUUAAUGCAGGAAGAGAAGGCAUGCCUAUGAGGCGCAAUACGAGUGAAGAAGGUAGGACCAAAUUGUAG